Molecule: messenger RNA, 5340 nt
Organism: Mauremys mutica (yellowpond turtle)
Lineage: Eukaryota; Metazoa; Chordata; Testudines; Geoemydidae
Gene: SNPH
Product: syntaphilin
Exons: 6
Coding region: 401-2038 (545 amino acids)
Biological process (GO): neuron differentiation
Cellular component (GO): cytoplasmic microtubule; mitochondrion
Source: RefSeq, a predicted model, not a curated record
GGGCUAUUCAUGGAGUUUCUUGUCCUUUCAUUCCUGCUGCAGUUUAUUAACACUCCCGACGCUCUCCCCCUGGACACGGAAUACAGUGAGGUUGUGUGAAUUGCAGCGGGACUGAAAAACCAGGCAGGUAACUGGAAUGCGGUUAGAUUAGAUGUGUCCGUGCCUGUAUUCUGGCCUCACGGCACUGAAGUCCGGAGUGGCACCAGGAAUGACUAUGGCCCAUCAUUCCGAAGUGGAGCGGAUUUAGUUGCUGAGCUAGCCGGCUGCCUGCUGCAGUACCGCAGUGGUGCUGCACCCCCCACCCCGGGAGGAAUUGCCGAGAAGACCCGGCGGGCCCCGCUGAGCAAACUCAGCUGGUGUGCCGGUUAUCCUCACUGCCGGGACCUGCAGUGCUAUUGCUAUGUCCCUGCCGGGAAGCAGACGGUCCUCCACUGGCUCUCGAAGCCGGGGGUUUUGUGGAAGGAGUGGCUUGGCCUCGUUCUUUAAGUCUGCAGCCCCCCCUGCCACUCCGACUGAGAACCAGCCUCUUCUCCCUGCCUCCAGGCGCCCCUCUCCCCCCGUCAGCAUGCGGGACACCUACGGCACCUCGUCGCUGAGCAGCAGCAGCAACUCGGGCUCCUGCAAGGGCAGCGACAGCAGCCCCACCCCAAGGCGGCCCAUCAAGUACAGUCUGUGCAGCGAUAACCAUGGGAUAAAGCCGCCCACCCCUGAGCAGUACCUGACCCCCCUCCAGCAGAAGGAGGUCUGCAUUAGACACCUGAAGGCCCGGCUGAAGGACACCCAGGAGAGACUCCAGGACAGGGAUACUGAGAUUGAGGAUCUGAAGACCCAGCUCUCGAGGAUGCAGGAGGACUGGAUCGAGGAAGAGUGCCAUCGUGUGGAGGCCCAGCUGGCACUCAAGGAGGCCCGGAAAGAGAUCAAACAGCUGAAGCAAGUGAUUGACACCGUGAAGAACAACUUGAUGGAGAAGGACAAAGGCCUUCAGAAAUAUUUUGUGGACAUCAACAUCCAGAAUAAGAAGCUGGAGACUCUGCUGCACAGCAUGGAGAUAGCUCAGGAUGGGGCUGUGAAGGAGGAAGGGGCUGGGGAGUCGGCGGGGGGCUCUCCAGCCCGGUCACUCACCCGCAGCUCCACCUACACCAAGCUGAGUGACCAGGCAGCAGGGGACAGGAACGCUGGGGACUCACAGACCCUGUCAGCUGAGGAGGUGGCGGACAGCGGCUUUGUGGCUGCAGAUGACUCGCUAAGCCGGACGGACUUGCUGGAGCAGAGCAGCCUGCUCUCAUCAGGGGUAGAGUUCUGCACUGAGGAGGGGUCUCUACAGAGCUCCUUCACGCUGGGCUCCAGACUUCCCACCAGCUCCACCUAUGAGAAACUGAUGGGUACGCAAGGCAGCGUGGAGGCUGGAGUGCAGGCAAGCUGCAUGCAGGAGCAGGCCAUCCAGACUGACUUCGUGCAUUACCAGCCAGACCUGGACACUAUCCUGGAAAAGGUCAUGAAGACCCAGGCUUGCAGCCUGGGCAGCCCCACUUCAGUGUGGGUGUCCGAAAUGGAAGACAUCGUGCCCAGCUCUGAGACUCAGGCCCAGAACUUCUCCGGGACCACGGACUGGAUGGCGACUGAACCCAACUCUGUGGUGGUGGUGACUGCAGGAGAUGGGCCAGAGACUCCGGAGGGGCAAGAGGGCUGCCCAGGACUGGUGACCAACAACCCUGCCGUGCACCAGCCCUCUAGCACUAGCCAGUCGGUGAGCGUCAUUUGCACCCUGGAGGAGGACGCUGCUGAGCUGAGCCAGGAGGCCACGGUACCGAAAAGCUACUGGAGCCGCCAUUUCAUUGUGGAUCUCUUGGCCGUGGUGGUGCCGGUGGUGCCCACGGUAGCCUGGCUGUGCCGUACUCAGCGGAGGCAGGGCCAGCCCAUAUACAAUAUCAGCUCGCUGCUCCGUGGGUGCUGCACGGUCGCUCUGCACUCCUUACGGAAGAUCAACUGUCGCUCUGUUAGCAACAUGGGAGGUAGCGGCGGCAGCUCCCAGCCAUAACUCUCCUCUUCCAGCAACCAAACACAUUGCACAUGCUUCAAGGUCCGACGUUGUGAAACGAUCAGAAUUUAUCUGACCACUGAUUGUAAAUUCCAGACACACAAAACGUUUGUUUUAUUUAUUUGAAGUACAUGGGCAGCCUGACAUCCUCUGAUCUGCUGCAGCUAGAAUAUGCAAUUCCAGGGGGCUUGCCAGGGGCCUGAGGAAAAUGAGCUUCUGGGUUUGCUUUGGCUUCUGAGAUGUUUGAGGAAUAAAAACGGCCAAUCCUGGAAGAGCAGAGUUGGGGGAGGCACCCCAGCCUCCAGGCUGAAGGACACUCGCCCAGCAGGUGAUGUAGCUGAUGGAUUUUGCACUGUCCGCAAGUGAAGUCUGGGUAGCACAGAUGUGUACGUGCAGGGUGCGUCUACACAGCGCAGCCCCCUGCGGCAGCAAGUCUCAGGGCCCGGGUCAGCGGACUCAGGCUCACGCUGUAGGGCUACGAAUUGCAGUGUCGACGUUCUCGCUCAGGCUCUGAGGCCCUCUCCUCACCCGGUAUCGGAGCCCCCAACAUCUACACUGGCUGUUUUGAACCUGCUGCAGAAGCCUGAGUCAGUUAACCUUGUACUCUGAGACUUGCUGCCAUGGGACUCUUUUUGCGGUGUAGACGGACCCAGGGUCACUUCAUCUAGGGAGACAGAGCAUUGCAAGCCCUUCCCUGGACUGAUGGAUCCCCUCCACCCCACCCUGCCUCCCCUCACUAGUCCACUUCUGUUGUUCCCUCUGGCCAUGGCAGGGUCAUUUGAAAGGCUGACUGCCCAACUGGCCUUUCAUUGCAUUGAACUUGUUCCUACAGUCGUUCCUGAGUCCCAAGAGGAAACCGCCACGCCUGCCGUCAGUGCGAGGGGAGUCCUGCGGGUCAAACAGGGGGAGGGCUAGCUCAGUGGUUUGAGCAUUAGCCUGCUAAACCCAGGGCUGUGAGUUAAAUCCCUGAGGGGGCCAUUUAGGGAUCGGGGGGAGUUGGGGCUUGGCCCUGCUUUGAGCAGGGGGUUGGACUAGAUACCUCCUGAGGUCCCUUCCAACCCUGAGAUUCUGUGAUUCUCUGAAACCCUGCCCAGGGCUCCGAGGACAUUGGCUAAUGGCUGUAGCUCUCAAGUGACAUUGCUUGCAGAGACUCAUUUUAACGUGUAGAGAACAAAGGGGAAAUCAAGAAGGCAUGGGCCGGAGAGAUGGGGAGAAGGGCUAGAAUGGGGGAGGUGCCUCUCUAGAAUAGAUGUCCUUAUUCCCAACACGCUUUGCAGAAUAAACAGGGAGAGGCCUGAAUUCCCGGUUUGCAGAGAGGAGUCUAGUCUCAAUCGGUGUGAGAGCCGGUGCAGAACGUGGCUUCUAGGGGCAGGGGUGGAGCAACGAGGGUUGCCCAGGUCUGCUCCCUUUGCCCGUAGGAGAGUCAGUGACUCACAAUCCCUCCCCCCAGAGGAUGGGGUCAGAGGACAGAGUGGACAGAUGCUUCUAUGCAUUCACUUUGGAACCCACAGGAAUGUCACUCCCUUAUCCUUGUCACCUCCUGGGGCUUUGGAGCUGUUGGUUCAAGUCCUGCUUUGCUGACCCAGUUCUAAAGCUUUUUGCCUCCUGGAAGAUGUGACAGUGAGGGCCUGGUGGCCAAGCCGGAGAAGCCCGAUAUACCUCAUGUGAAUCUCCAGAGCCACCUGCUGUAUUACAUAUGCACCCAGGUUGCUUAUGGGGAGACCUCCUUAAGUUCUGUAUCUUUCAUUCCGUGCUUUGCACUAUGUUCACUUUUUGCAAACGGAAGCUCCCUUGUAGAGGUUUCUCUGCUGCAGGUUUCAAUGACAGGCUGACGUCUGCACUGCUGGCAGAGUCCUGAAAGGGUUACAAGGACGAACCAAGGCCCCGGAGUCCUUUGCUGCUGCUCUGCUUCCAUCCCAGCUCUUCGUCCUGGGGCCGGGAGAACAGCUGGGGUUUCCUCAGGCCGGAGCAGUACUGGAGUGUCUGAUAGGAGUGCAGGGUGAGAGUGUUUCGGUUACGCUAGCGGUGGGGGGCGUCUGGCUGCCCAUCGCCGCAGAGCUUUCGGUGCUGAUUCUGAAAGCUGGAGAUGCCUGGAACUGGCAUGGAGCGGUGGGGGGACAGAGCAGAGAAGGCAGAGGGCCAAGCGAAGCACAGGGAGAGCAUAGCCCUGGUCUCUGGAGGCAGCUUGUCUGAAACUCAGGCUGGCAGAAAACGUCUGCAAGUGAAGGUGGCCUCCGGAAAUGCCUUUAAAAGCCAAAAAAUCUCACUGCAGAGAUCGAUCAGCUGGGGGCAAAUGCCUAGAGAGAAUGAGGCCUCAUCCAAACCAUUUCCUCUAGAUGUGCAGCACAAGCCUGCUGGCAUACGCUCCAGUGCUCUGACGGGUAAUCGGCUUGGGGUUAUCUGCAGUGUUCAGCCCUGAGAGCGCAUAAAAUCAACUCCGUGAGCUUGGAUGGCCUUGCCCCUGUCUUCUCUGGGGAGUGACUGACCUGAAGGGCCAGGGCUUCAGAAGGGCGUGAGUGCAUUUUUGUGCGCACAUGCACGCGCGCACACACACACACACGUACGUUUCUGAAUCUGGCUGCAAAGGUUGUGUUUACCUUUACGAUUACUUGAACUAACAAUGUUUCUGCUCUUACGUUCCCCCACUCCCUGCCCCGCUGCCAUCUCCUCCACACACGUGGGGUGCGGGAGUAUUUCUUGUAAGCGUUUUAUUCAAUUGAAAGCGAGUUGUCUGGCGGGGUCCAAGCGUCUGGGGCGGGGCACAUUGGUUCACCUCCCUGUGGCUUUUGCCCUCUGGGUCAGACUGUCAAACAGCUUUAGUUAGACUUUACCACAGGUGGCUGGCUACCUUGGUCAUGUGCCCCCCGCCCCCUACCUACUGUUGCAGGGGGGUGUCACUGCAUGUGUUGAUGUUGCCACAUGCUCGUACUUUCACAACCUGUAUCCAGCACGCCAGGACUGUCACAAAUCAAUAUCCCUUUGGGACAAGAGCUUGUUGCAGGAUAAAAGUGGGUCACUGAUCUUCAAAAUGUAGUGGGGAGCCGGGGGAGCUGGGGUUGAAGGAGCCUUGGGUUUGAUAAUGUAAUAUAAAGUAUUUGGGGGAGAAAUGGACAAAACCCAGGCAAAAUGGCAACUGUCAUUGGAGUUAGGAUGUAAGGCUCUUGUGCAAUGUAUUUGUGAAUGUGUGUACACGUCUGUUAGACUAUCCAACGCUCUGCUGAGAAAUCAGUGUAGGAUUAUAUUUGAAAGAGAAAUCUAUAUAUUUUUUAAAUACAGAACUUAAAAGCUGUAACCACUUUUGU